GAUACCGAUGAAUGCAAAUCUUAUCCAUGUUUGAACGGAGGGAAGUGUGUAGAUAGAGUUUACAACUUUACCUGCGUUUGUCCAGGCCUUUAUACUGGAUGGCGAUGUGAAAGUACGUGUGUUUGAACUAAUCAAAAUUAAAAGUUUCCAAGGAUUUAAUUUAGCGGUCAUUAAUCGCAGAUCAGUUUCUGCAGCUUUUGCACAAGGGUUUGUGUUUUGGUUACCCUACUAGUAGAGUCGCUUCGAUCUUUCCUAGAUAAGUCGGGAAAGAGGAUCGCCUUCCUCUUUCCCGACUUAUCUAGGAAAGAUGAAAAGCGACUCUACCAGCAGCGUAUGUUUUGGUUUAUUUGACGUAUCAUUCGUGAUGAGGUGACCGGAGAGUGAACGCUUACAGCAUUGGCCAGAGUUUCCAAAUUCCACAACAGAAAUUAAUUAUUAAUAGCCAUCAGACAAAUUUCGAGAAUUUCGAGAUUCUAUUAAAGGCGAUGGGUUCUUUUCGUGGGACUGUUUUACUGACUUGAGACUUGACAGGUUCAAAAAGAACAAGUCGUGAAUGUAUACUUUAUGUUUUCCUCUGCUCUUCCCAAUUACCUCAGACUUUUGCGAGCAGAACAAUUUAAUUAAAAUUUGUAGCCUCUUACGAAGGAAUAAAUGAAACUAAGUGUAAUGAAAAACUUCCUUCGUUCUCUUCAUUUCUUUGUGCCUGACUAUUACUUUUUAUAUGUUUCCUUUCCCGUUUUUUAAAGGUACUGCCAAAGUAUCUCGUAAAAAUCUCCGGGCCCUUGGCUAUACUUCAAGUGGAACAUACAAUCUGAACGUCAACGGUUAUUCAUUUCAGGUAAGUCAGAGGGGGCAGAGCGUUUUGAAACGUGGGAAGGGGGUAUCUUCCCCUCAGCCAUACGGAUACCCCUACUAAGAUUUUCCAAAAUGAUCUUUGCGUUGUUCGUUGGCACAAGCAAACCUCUUUGCAAUCUUCACGGUGUUUAGUGUGUCGGUUAUCGAUUUUUGACAAUGCGUUGGUAGGCAGCUGCUUAAGCGUUACUAUUUUAUUGCCACUGCCACUGCCACUUUCGAAAGGCUACCACGCAGACUACACAGUAAUUUUCAAGGAGUUAUAUAAUAAUGACUCCUCUAGUGGAGUUAAUUUAACUCCUUACAGUGGAGUUAUUUUUUGGGAAGUUAUUUUAACUCCAAAAAGGAGUUUAAAUAACUCUUUUUCAGGAGUAAAAAUGACCCCAGAUAUUGAGGAGUUAAAAUAACCCCCCAAAAGGAGUUAUCUUGUACCUAAAAUUUUUACUUCACUUUCAGAGUUAAAUUAACUCCAAAAAGAGUAAAAAACAACCUAUGUAAGGAGUAAAAAUAACCCCAUUCUCGGAGUUAUUUUAACUCCAGACUGGGAGUAAAAAGAACUCUUUUUCAAGGGUAAAAAUGACCCCAAAUUUUAGAGUUUAAUGAGGAAUUAAAGUAACUCCCAAAAAGGGGUUACCCUGUACCUAAACUUUUUACUCUAUUUUUGGAGUUAUAAUAACUCCCUAAAAAGUACGGUGUAGCUUGUGGAUCGAAGGACAUGCCAUAAAAGGACAGUGACGAUGGCAAGGUGCACACACGAAGGCUGUCUAGAUUGUUGAGAACUGAAGUCUCAUUUCUUGUGCCCUUUCGUGAUCCUUCACUUCAGUUGCUUAGAUCGACUCUUGGUAACGAAAUGCUGUUAUGACGUACUAUUUAGUAACGUUAUAUCGUAACCAGAUUGAUUGUCGUCUUCGGUUAAGUCCUAAAAAAUGGAAUCCGGAAACAGAAUAAGAAAUCAAACAUUAACGAUAGAAAAAUAAGUUUAGGAAACAAAGUUUGAACAGUUCAUAAAUAUGUCCUUUGAAAUGAAGAGCUAAUAGUCCGAGGGAAUUUGUCUUAGCAAUCCUGGAAAGGAUUUAUCGUUAAAAUGUAACAAAAGGUCGCUCUCGGCAAUUUUUGUUGAACGAAAAUCUUAAAUUCUUGUCAAAGUCUGUUCGGUCUUUUGGUUGCAAAAUUUUGUGAUUGUUGAGUCCGAAGAGGUACAGAGACGACAGCAUCAACACAACAUACUUUAAUACCAUAGAUUCAUACAGCUCUCACGAAUGACAGCGCUACCGCCGGUCAGCGGCCAGUUAGUACUUCAUGUUACUACAUCUUCCUUUUUUUUUUAAGUUAACUAAAUGUCAAUAAGGACAACGCUGUUCUCCAGUGUCCUAAAGUGAAACUAAUCUUAGCAUUGUUCGAUAAGUCUGUCAGGUCUUCUUAGAGCUCCUCUAGGUCUAAGGCGUGUCAGCAUCGGUUCAGGCUGCAAGAGCUUGUCCACUGCUGGUUGGUCCCCAGGGACAGGUAGUUCUACAUAGUCUUCUUGGCUGACUCCAGGAGCUGAGGAUACGUCUGGGUUCCUCUCUCUUGUUGGUAUCCGCUCAUGAUUCUCAUAGUCUUCAUUCUGGGGUGGGACCGGAGAACUUCCCACCAGAACUCUUCUUGUCAUCCGGCGGUUUCUUCUCACUUGUCCGUUUUGGGUCUGUAUGAUUACAGAUCUUGGACUCUCGUGUGGCUUAAUCACUGUUCCUUCCUCUUUUAAAUCGGGGAUCCAAAUGCGGUCACCGGGUGACAGUUCCUUUCCCUCUACUACUUUGUGUCUAUGGUCAUAAUCGAAUUUCAUCUUAGCUCGGUACUCCUUCUCUUUCCUUCUGAUGUGAUCACGGUCUGGGGUCUCUAGCUUUAGCUCCUCCGGGUGACAGGGGACUCUUGUACGAAGUUUCCGACCCAUGCUCAAUUGUGCUGGAGAGUAACCGUGGUGCAAUGGAGUAUCUCUGUAAUUCAAGAGAGCCAAGUAUUCGUCAUUACUCUUAUUCAAGACCGCCUUCAUAGUUUGGACCGCCCUUUCCACUUCACCGUUGGACUGGGGGUAUCUUGGAGACGAUGUUAUGUGUUGAAACUGCCAGUCUGUGGAAAAGUUAGUGAACUCGUGUGAAUCAAACUGGGGGCCAUUGUCGCUAAAUAAGAUGUCUGGAAUCCCAUGUCGACUGAAGAUCCUCUUAAGUUGCAGGAUAGUCUGGGCAGAGUUUACAUUCUUGGACACUUGACUUAUCUCUACAUCUCUUGAAAAGUAAUCUACGGCUAGGAGGUAAUGUUUAUCCUUGUGCUGAAAGAAGUCUACGCCAACUCUGCUCCACGGUCGUUCUGGAAACUCAGUACCUUUCAUUGGCUCAAUGCGUUCUCUGCGAUAUUUCUCGCACAUGGCGCAGUUAUGCACGACUCUUGUGAUGUCUUGGGAGAUUCCAGGCCACCACACUGAGGAGGCCGCAUUUGCACGUGUUUUGGUAAUUCCUUGAUGACCAUCAUGAAGACGCCUUAAUACAUCUGCCCUCAGCCUCGGAGGAAUAAUGAUUCGCCGUCCUCUCAGGAGCAGGCCGUCGUGGAGGGAGAUGUUGCCACGUUCACUCCAGUAUUUAGCUAUUGGCCCGUGGACUCUUCGUUUCUCUUCAGGCCAUCCAUUCUGCACAUACUGCAUCACAGUUUUAAGUGUGUCAUCACUCUUCAACUCAGAACGUAUCUCAUCUAACCGCUGGUCGGAGACAGGUAGGGUUACCAAUACAGCAUUCACAUAGCACUCGACUUCGUCAUGUAGGUCGUUCCAUGACUUAGGCUCCUGGGCUUUACCCUCCUGGGGGGAUCGAGACAAUGAAUCAGCUGUGUACAAGAAUUUACCAGGAACAUGUGCGAUGGCAAAGUCAAAUCUCAUGAGUCUCAUCCUGAAGCGUUGUAUGCGUACUGGUAGCUCGUCAAUCAGCUUUGUGGAAAACAAUGGAAUCAAUGGCUUGUGAUCGGUUUCCACUUUAAAUCUCAUUCCGAUCAAGAAUUCAGCCCAGUGUUCAAGUGCCCAUGUGAUAGCCAAGGCCUCUUUUUCGAUCUGGGCAUAACGACGCUCUGUCUCGGUCAUUGAUCUGCUAGCAUAGGCCACUGGCCUCAUUUCACCGGACGGCUGCUUCUGCACGAGGACCGCACCAAGUCCAAAACUGCUGGCAUCAGAUGAGACCACGGUCUCCUUCUCUGGAUCGUACAGUGCAAGAACUUGGUCGGAUGCCAUGUCUACUUUCAGCUGUCGGAAGGCUUCUUGUUGGGCUGUGCCCCACACCCACGCGCUCUCCUUCUUGAGCAAGUCUCUUAAGGGUUUCGUCUUCUCAGCCAGAUUUGGGCAAAACUUCAUAAGGUGGUUGACCAAACCCAGGAAACGUCUCAGGUCUGCAAUGUUCUGGGGUUCUGCCAUGUCGGUGAUGGCUUUGAUCUUGGAGGGGUCUUUCCUGAUUCCAUCACUGUCAAUGAUUUGGCCCAAGUAUUGCAACCUGGAUUGAGAAAAUAAACACUUCUCAAGGUUGAGUGUUAGUUUCCUCUCGACUAGCCUGUCAAGGACUUGCUUAAGUCGUUUGUCAUGUUCCGCUUGGUCUUUCCCGAUGAUUAGAAUAUCAUCCAUGCGGCACUUGACCCCUUCUAUUCCAGAGAGUUCUUUGUCCAUCCUCUUUUGGAAAUGUUCUGGGGCUGAGGAUAUGCCGAAGGGAAGACGCUUGAACAUGUAACGGCCGAAGGGCGUGAUAAACGUAGUUAGCUUGGCACUUUCUGGGUUUAGGACUAUCUGAUGAAACCCUGAGUUGGCAUCAAGUUUGGAGAAUACUGAGCCUUCUGUUAGGCUUCCCAGGGUCUCUUCAACUGUUGGCAUUUGAUAGACUUCUCGGUGGACCGCUUGGUUAAGCCUGGUAAGAUCAACACAUAUCCGCACCCUGCCAUCGGCCUUUGGCACUACCACAAUCGGUGAACACCAUUCUGUCGGCUCAUCCACUGGUUCAAUAACGUCCAGUUGUUCCAUACGCUUGAUCUCCUCUUGCACUUGCUUCAUUAGUGGCAGUGGCACUCGCCUGGGAGUGGUCAAACAAAAGGGUGUGGCCCCUUCCUUCAAUUGAAUUGUAUGCUCACCCUCCAAUUUGCCAAGGCCUUGAAAAAGUGAUGGGUACUGCUUGACAAUGUCCUCCUUGGUCCCUGAUUGGAGUGGAUGGCUAUCAGGCAUUUGAUGGACAGCUUUAACACUGUAUGUCCCAGGGAUUUCAUGGAUAAGACCAAGACUUCGGAUGGCGGGUAUCCCCAGAAGCAACUUGGAUGCCCCACUGACUACGUACACUCGUUCUUUAAUGACUGUUUCGUCUUGUUGGAGGUUCAUGACUGCACAUCCAAGGGUCUUCAAAGGAACAUCCCCUGCUCCGACAAGUUCUCUGUCAGAUUUUGAAAGUGUUCCAUAUGAAGACUUGUAGAUGUGCUCAGGCAUCACAGACACUUGUGCUCCUGUGUCGAUGCACCAUGCCAGCGUCUCUUGGUCUUGAAUCUUGAGGUUGACAUGCCAUCCAGGGUCGGAGCUACUGGUUUGAGAGUUUACUGCUGGUUCGGCCUUGGAGGUGUUUGGACUAGUGGGUGUGUAAACCCCUCCCACAAAUGUGAGGCUAAAGUUAUCCUCGGUUUCAAGAACUUCGUUGACCGUCUUUGGAGGUACACUCUUGCAUAUGAUAGGGAAAUGUCCCAUUUUGUUGCACUUGCUGCAUCGUGCAUCUGCCGCUGGGCAGUUCUUCUUUCCAGGGGGGUGUCGGCGGUUGCAAUACCCACAGUUCCGGCCACUUGUUUGGAAGGGCUUCCUCUUGAAGUCUCGCUGGUUCCUUUGCUCUGUAUCUUGACCAGCAUGAGGGUCUUUCCUAUUCCCUCGCGGUGUGACGCUCUCAAUCUCUGCGGUUUUUGAUUCGUGUAACUCACGUUUUGUUGCUUCCUUCAAAGACAGGAUUUUCACUGCCUUUUCGAGUGAAAGGGCUGCUCCCUCGUCAUAGAGUUUUAGCUUGUAAUUGUCUUCCUUGCAGGAAAAGGUAAGUUUGUCUCUAACUGCUUGCUCAUAGAAAUCGGCUGGGAACUUGCACUCGGCGGCUCUUUCCUUGACAGUCACCACCCACGAAUCAAAGGUCUGUGUGGGCUCUCGUUUAAGGUGAAGCCAAAAUUUCUCUCGCAGCAUGAGUUGAGGGUCCCGUUUUUGAAAGUAUUCAUCAAACUUUGCCACAACGGUCGCGUAGUUGUCGGAGUCUUCGGCUGGAAGUUUCUCUUCUCCUCCCGCGGGGUCGUCACGCUCAGGUAGGUAGGUGAAAUUCGAGUAAAUUUCCAAACACGGCUCGCCGAUGUGGUUUAAUAGCAGCCCCACUUUCAUUUCAUCGGGUUUCUUUGAAGCUCCAAUUGCCUUGAGGUAAAUUUCGAAUUUUUGUUUCCAUUUUCCCCACGAGUGAGCAGGAUUUCCCAUCGAAAUUUCCAGCGGUUCCGGUGGUUUGGCGAAUGGCAUGCUUUCCGCCAUCUUGUUUUGAACCACGUGCGUAGGAUCCGCGUGAAGUUUGACCGGUCAAUUCGUCUCAGUAUUUGAUCCGUUUCUCCGAUUGGUUUGAUCUCCGCAACUGUAGGCUAGUAGGAAGGUCACGCUUCUGACACCAUGUUGAGUCCGAAGAGGUACAGAGACGACAGCAUCAACACAACAUACUUUAAUACCAUAGAUUCAUACAGCUCUCACGAAUGACAGCGCUACCGCCGGUCAGCGGUCAGUUAGUACUUCAUGUUACUACAGUGAUAGCUCAACAACCGCUUGGGCGGGGACUAGCUCUGAUUGGAUAUACAGGAAAGUUCAGUUAUUUCUUCACUUCAGCAACGCUGUAUUGCUCGUUUUCACCGCUUGUAUACUGUAUACUCAAUGCAACGGGCGCUAGUUUAGAGUGAAGCUCAUUGCAGCUCCUUCUAUCCUGAUUGGACUUGAAGGCUGUGUCAGUCUUACUUAUUUUAGAUUUAGUCUUUCAUCAGUAAAAAUAGUUCACAUGUUUUCCUUUGAGGCCACGACGUAAUAAGGAAACUGACUUCUACUUUAAAUUUACAUAGGUUCAGUAAAUGUCCAGUCGAAACAAAAUAGCCCAAGAAAUAUAAAUAAAAAAGUACAAGUCGUCAUUUUGCGCUCAGUACAAAGUUGUCGUUUGGAACCUUGUUGAUGGCAUACUUAGCAAUUAAUGAAUUCGGCUUUCGUAGGAUAUGAAGAAUUAAGCAGAUCGAGGAGGGUGUUAUCCAUAGAGGCCGGAGGCCGAGGUUGAUAACAUGCUCUGAGAUCUGCUUAAUUCUUCAUAUCCUGCGAAAGCCGAAUUCAUUAAUUGCUUUAUUGUUCAUUCACAAUAAUUCUUAGUUUAAAAACAUAGCUAAAACAUGCUUACCUGCAUCGAUGUCAAGUUUAUCUUCGAUAGUGUACGUUUACGUUUAGGUUUGUCGAGCUCCGCAAAUAUUAUCCAAAUAGCGAAUGUCGCCCUCCGAGUUGUCUUUUUGCUGUUUUUGCUAUGUUUUUAGCCAUUAUUUCGCCUAGUUCCAGCUGUAGUUCUUACUCUUGAAACGAGUGAAGUGUCCGCCAUCUUAGUUUUCACAACGAAAACAACUCAGCCCCGUCCCCAGGUCUUCUCGGGUAACGGUGCAUUAACCUGCAAGAACGCCGCAUUUUUGACGUCAUUUCCUCGCUAAACGCAAAAUUCUUCCAAAUUUGGUCAUCAGUAACUGGUUAUGAUGAAUUAAACGUGUGCUUUUGGCCAAUCAGAAUCGGGGAAAUAUUUUGAAUGAAUAAUAAUAACAAUUAAUGAAUGAGGCUGAGUAUCUUAUGAAGAAUUAUGGAGAUCGAGGAGGAUGUUAUCCGUCCAGGCGUAGGCCGAGGCGGAUAACACCCUCCGAGAUCUCCAUAAUUCUUCAUAUGAUACGAGAGCCGAAUUCAAUAAUUGUUUUAUUAUUCAUUCAAAAUAAUUCCUAGUUUAAAAACAAAGCUAAAACAUGCUUACCUCCAUCGAUGUUAAGUUCACCUUCGAUAGUGCACGUUUAGGGUUGUUCAGCUCCGCAAAUAUUCUCCAAAUAGCAGAUGUCGCCCUUCGAGUUGUGUUCUUGCUGUUCUUGCCAUAUUUUUAACUAUAAUUUCGCCUAGUUCUUACUCUUGAAACUAGUGAAAUGUCCGCCAUUUUUCAAGUUCACAACCAAAACAACUCAACCUCGCCCCAGGUCUUCUCGGUGAACAGUGCAUUAACCCGCAAGAACGCUGCAUUUUGGACGUCAUUUCUUCGUUAAACACACAGUUCUUCCAAAUUUGGUCGUCAGCAACUGGUUAUGGUAAAUUAUGCAUGUGCUCUUAGCCAAUCAGAAUCGGGGACUUAUUUUGAAUAAAUAAUAACAAUACUUAUUAGUCCCGCCUUUUCAAUACAUCAACUUAAGGGUUGUUUACUAUUUUAAUUAGUUAAGAAUACAAACACAUAAACUAUACAAAAGGUGUUUACUUCAAACCAAUCUCAAACUAUUCCACCCAGCUGAAUUUCAAUUAACGAAAUAAAACUAACGAAUUGAUCGAGAGACUCCGGUAUACAGGGUUUCAGUUUCCAAAACCCAGGCAAGGUCAAAAAAAUUCCCAAAACCGCAAUAGAUUAAUAAAAACAGCAUUUUCCAGGCGAAACCUAACUUAUUUGGACAAGACUCGACUGGAGGCUUCCAUCUACGUGGCACCAAAAACGCAGAUUCAAAAACGACACCAGAGUUUUUAAAGCGCCGGCUUUUCGUUUACGUGAACAGACGAAACUGGAGAUUUUCGAAUUACUUAUCCAUCAAACAUCCUUUGAUCAAGACGAUCACUGUUAAAUACCACAAGUCACAUAUUGAUGAUUAUUUAAAUAAAAACAAGUUGUAAAUGACAAUGGUUAAUAGGUUUUAAAAUUGAUAAAAAUCGAGACGCCAUUCAUUUUUCAAAUAGGGCAAAAUUACCGUUUUACAAUUUGAAAGACUGCGAUCAACGCUUACAUGCACUUUUUUCGCGGAAUCAACUGACUUGGUCUAUUUUUAUGGCAUGGGCCGAGAUAAGUGCAUCUGUGGGCAAUGCAUCUAUGCACCUAGCUUUUUUGGUCAUUAUCUUGAUUCGGACGCCGAGUCGACUCCAGAAAAGUGAGUCAGCCUGAACAGUUCCUAAACAGCGAAAUAGUUGUUGUACCCCUGCUCUACUAAUGAUGUAUUGAGACAAGGAUCUUUUGUAAUCAGCAGGUCAUAAUUUUGUACUUGUACGUUAUUCCACAGGUUUAUUGUGACAUGUCAGGAGGUGGCUGGACGCUCGCUGCUCGGUUUUCGAACGCUGAUUCUAAAAACUGGAUGCGAGAUGAUGCUUACUGGUGGUAUGACAUUCAGUCGUCACAGGGUUCGCCUACCAGCCCUUCAAGUAACUACGAUAUGAUAUCGGAAGCGUUUUGGAAAGUCAAAGGAGAUAACAUUAAGAUAACUCGAACCGACGAUAGCUCACACUCCUCCCUUCUACGUACUUACUCGAAUUGCUUAAGUGACAGAACCCUAAGAGGGUUUUUGUCCAGUUAUGGCAGGUUUACUUAUCGUAACGUCUGGUCUAAUGACAAAUGUCUUGGAAGCUGUUCAGUGUAUUUUGGUGGUUGGUAUAGUUCCACGACAGGGUUUAGCCAAGCGCACUGUAGUGGCAACAUCCAGGGAAGCAACCGUAUUGGGUUCUGGUGUCAGUGGAGUACUGGCGAUGGUUCAGUGAUGAUGUUCGGGGGAGGAGGAAGUGGCUGUAACAGAGCAGAUCAUGGUAUUGGUAUCACUGAGAAUAACUACGGAGCAUUUGAAGAGUGGUCAGAUUUAGGAGAGCACGAUUUUGGAGACGAUGCGAAUUCUUCCCCGACUACUUCUUACUCGUUGAAUUUGUGGAUUCGCUGA
Messenger RNA from Porites lobata, 9798 nucleotides. NCBI's taxonomy places the organism in Eukaryota, Metazoa, Cnidaria, Anthozoa, Scleractinia, Poritidae. The record is from the annotation of a GenBank genome assembly.